AUGGCCACGGCAACUCGUCCUCCGCGAUGGACCUCCCAGCGCAGAUUCCUCGAGCAGACGCUGGCAGACCUCCACAAGUGCUACGACCCACGGCUCGUAAGGCAGGCCCAUGCCCAGGUCUUCAAGCUCGACCUGCACCGCGACCUCUUCGUCGCGCCAAAGCUAGUAGCCGCCUACUCGCUGUGCCGCCGCAUGGCGGCCGCCGUCGCGGCGUUCGACCUCGUCGGGCAACCCAACGCUCAUCUCUAUAACACACUCAUCAGGGCCCACGCGGACAACUCCCAGCCCCUGCAAGCCUUCGCCGCUUUCUUCGCCAUGCAGCGCGCCGGCGUACUAUCCGACAACUUCACGUACCCUUGUCUCCUGAGGGCCUACACCGCCGCCGGCGAGGCGGCGGUCUCGCAGGUGGAGAUGAUCCACGCCCACAUCGUGAAGAUGGGCUUCAUGGGGGAUAUCUUCGUGCCCAACUCGCUCCUCGAUUCGUACUCCAGGUGCCGCGCGGGGGCCGGCGACUCCUCCGCAAGGAAGCUGUUCGACGAAAUGCCGCACCGGGACGUCGUCUCCUGGAACACCAUGAUAGCUGGCUUGGUGAGGUCCGGUGAAGUUGGCGCUGCCCGCAGGCUGUUCGAUAGAAUGACUGUGAGAGACACAGUGUCCUGGAACGCCAUCUUGGCCGGGUACGCCCGCGCCGGGGAGGCGGAGGAGGCUUUCGAGCUUUUCAAGAGAAUGCCGGAGAGGAACGUCGUCUCUUGGUCGACGGUGAUCUCCGGGUACUGCAAGAAGGGUGACAUGGAGAUGGCCAGGUUACUGUUCGACAAAAUGCCGGCCAGGAACCUGGUCUCAUGGACCAUAAUCAUAUCCGCGUACGCCGAAAGAGGCUGCACGCGUGAGGCGACCGCGCUAUUCCGGCAGAUGGAGGAAGCCGGGAUGAAGGCCGACGGCGCCGCCGUCGUGAGCAUCCUCUCCGCCUGCGCCGAAUCCGGGCUACUCGGACUGGGGGAGAAGGUGCAGGCGCAUAUAACCAGGACCAAGGCGAGGCGCACCACCAAGGUCUGCAAUGCGCUGCUCGACAUGUACGCCAAGUGCGGGGACCUGCGCAGGGCGUGGGGCGUCUUCCAGGCCACACCGGAGAGGGACCGGGUUUCGUGGAACUCCAUGGUGCAGGGGCUCGCCACGCACGGGCGCGGCGAGGAAGCCCUCGCGCUCUUCUCGCGGAUGGAGGAAGAAGACGGGAUUGUCCCCGACGGGGUGACCUUCCUCGGCGUGCUCUGCGCCUGCACGCAUGCCGGGCGCGUCGAGGAGGGCCGCCGGUUCUUCUCCGCCAUGGAUAGGGACUACAGCGUGACGCCGCAGAUCGAGCAUUACGGCUGCAUGGUUGAUCUCCUCGGCAGGAGCGGGCUGCUGGAAGAGGCGUUCCGAUUCGUUAAGGGGAUGCCGAUCGAGCCCAACGCCGUCGUCUGGGGGACCCUCCUCAGCGCAUGCAGGACGCACGGCGACGUAGGCCUCGCCGAGCAAGUGGCCGGGGAGCUGGCGAGGCUCCGGCCCGCGGACGCCGGGAACUUGGCCGCCAUGUCCAGCAUCUACGCCGCCGCCGGUCGAUGGGACUUCAUGGCGGCGGUGAGGACCCAGAUGAGGGCCGUCGGCGCGCAGAAGCUGACCGGGUCCAGCUCCAUCGAGGUGGACGACGUCGUCCAUGACUUCACCGCCGGCGACAGCUCGCACCCGGAGUCGGAGGGGAUCAUGAAGAUGCUCGCUGGGCUGGGGAGCCACCUCAGACUCCUGGGCUACGAUCCUCAAGGAGAUGCAGAUUCUCGAGGCACCGAUCAUUCAGCUCCCCCCAGGAUCUUGGGAUUUAACAGCGAGCAAAAACAAUGA
Messenger RNA from Spirodela intermedia, 1875 nucleotides. The record is from the annotation of a GenBank genome assembly. NCBI's taxonomy places the organism in Eukaryota, Viridiplantae, Streptophyta, Magnoliopsida, Alismatales, Araceae.